AUGCCACUCUUUGGUUGGAUGAAAUGGCCAAAAAACAAUUCCUACAAACCUACACACUAUGCUGACUCAGAUAUAGUGACAAAGACUCUACUUCGGGAAUUAAAAUGGCAUCUAAAGGAGCGAGAAAGAUUCAUACAAGAGAUUGAAAAUGAGCAAAAAGUGAAAAAAACAGGUGUGGAUUAUAACUGGCUUAGAAACUACCAGAGUCCCCAUACAACCAUCCCAGCUGCAGAGCAAAGACAACUCGAAGUUCUUUGUUCACAAGUUCAUCCUUGCCAAACUGGAACUAUUCUCAGCAGAUUUCGAGAAGUUCUAGCAGAAAAUGAUGUGCUGCCAUGGGAAAUAGUCUACAUCUUCAAGCAAGUUCUGAAAGACUUCCUCAGUAGUCCUGACAAAGGGACUCAGCAGGAGGGCCCACAGCACUCCUGGGACACAGGCUGUCCCCCCACCUCAGAACUCCCAGGUGAAAGCUCCAAGAGUCCAGAAAAAGAUGAAAUACCCACCAUCUCAAGUUACGUAGACAGGAACAGCAAGAACAGGUUCCCAGCAUGCUCGUACAGAAUAUGGAACCUACCGUACUACUACCCACCAAGUUAA
This is a messenger RNA of Marmota flaviventris (yellow-bellied marmot), 597 nucleotides long. It is a transcript of the gene Rd3l, whose product is annotated as RD3 like. NCBI's taxonomy places the organism in Eukaryota, Metazoa, Chordata, Mammalia, Rodentia, Sciuridae. The record is from RefSeq and is a predicted model, not a curated record.